UUCACCUUUGAUUUUUAGCAACUUCCGUAUUUACGCGGGAAACUUGACUUCCGUGUUUACUUUUUUUGCAAUCUUUUUCCGCCGAAGAUAAUAUUCAACCAGCGUCAAGAUGACAAGUUUUGUCUCAGAAGAGGAACUUGCAGACGAGUUUUCAAUGUUUGGCGUUGAGUUGUCCAGUGAAGAGAUCAUUGCCAAAUUGCAAGAGCUGUGCACUAUGCACAGGCUGGAUGCUGGUGGCAUGGUAACUGAGUGGAUGGCGUUUGCUCACUCCAAGAAAAAUCUCACCAUUGAGAUGGAUGUUCUGGAACAAUUUGAACGCGAGAGAUUGUCAAAGAGGCAUCAGAAGACUCCGAAGACAAUAAAGAAGGAAAACGGACCAGUUAUCCAUAGCAUUGACUCUCUGCCGAUGGAUGUGGAAGGAGCAGAAGAACUAUACAGUGCAUACGGUGGCAAAACUCCUACGUCAAAAAUAUCAAACAAGAGGCAACACACACCAGAAAAUGCCCCCCUCAAACGCUUCACCGGGCCCAACAGGAGUCCUGCUGCCCCUUUCAGCCCAGCUAGCUUCUCACCGGCCAGUACUACUCCAGCCAAAAAGUACAUCUCUCGCACAAAUAGUGGCGAGGUUGUGGCUUCUGAAGGGAACACAAAUGACUUUGCCUGGCAUGGGUCGGGCAAGGAGGUGAAAAUUGAAAGCUUCAUACCAGAACAGACUGUGUCAAGAAAAUUCAAGUACAUGUUUCAGAAGAUGUCGGAUAAGCGAGAUGUGCUGAAUGACUUGAUAGAGGACAUGGCUGACCACCUGCAGAAGGUUCACAAUAUCGAGGAGUUCUCCCACGCAGUUCUGCCUACGCAGGAGGAGGUUACCGUGUGUGGCCGGGUGUGCUGUGACAGCAACGGCAAACUCAAUGCUAAGUCUGUUGUGCUUGAGGGAUCCAUCGAUACGUCUGCGGGAAAGGUGAUCCCCCUGGAUGUAUCACAGCUCAAGGAGUAUGCACUGUUUCCUGGGCAGAUUGUCGCGCUCACCGGACAUAACAGCACGGGGCAGAAGUUUGUGGCAAAUAAGUUGUUUGAGAGUGUUGCGCUACCUCUCCCAGACUGCCCUGAGGAAGGUUCCAGUGGGCGACUAACCCUGCUGGUGGCUGCUGGCCCCUUCACCACCUCGGACAGUCUCUCUUACGAGCCCUUCACCGACCUUGUGGAGCAGAUACGCCUUAUGAGGCCAGACGUCUGCAUUCUGAUGGGCCCAUUUGUCGAUGGCAAAAAUACAGAAAUAGAGAAUGGAAAUUGCCCUGUGUCCUAUGAUGCCAUAUUCCAUGCCAAACUGGAAGAGAUUGCAAAUGCAACAGAAAAUUUAAAUGUUCAAAUGGUGUUGAUAUCUUCAUCACGGGAUCUUCAUCAUGACCCUGUGUAUCCAACACCACCAUAUCGACUGGAAAACUUCAGGCACAAGCAUGUAAAAUGCUUCUCUGAUCCUUGUACCUUGAAGAUCAACGACAUCGUGUUUGGUCUCACAUCAACAGAUGUUAUGUUCCACUUAGGAAAUGAAGAGAUCGCUUUUCCCUCUGGUAGUGACAGACUAGGUCGUCUGACUCAACAUCUGCUGACACAGCAUAGUUACUACCCUCUGUGCCCACCAAACGAGGAAAUGUGUGUCGACUUUGAGAAAUUUCAGACCACAUGUUUUCUGCCCACAACCCCGCAUGUCCUUGUGGUGCCAUCGGAAUUUAAACAGUUUGUCAAGGACAUAAAGGGCUGUUGCUGCAUCAAUCCAGGUCGCUUGACUAAGGGACUCACUGGCAGCACAUUUGCCAAGAUUGCGAUUCAAACAAAUAAGCUUUCCAGUAGACAGUCGCUUGUUAAAAACAUAACUGCUCAGGUCCUUAGAAUAUGAUGCUACUUGAACUGUUUUUUUCCUGUGUGUGUGAUUGUUUCCAUCAGUGAAAUAUGGAGAUAUUGCGUGUUUUGUGUUCAAUGGUAAGCUACUGUGGUCAUCAUCAUCUGCUGUCACACGUCUGUUGUGUUGGGUCAUCAUUUUACCCCCUCUGAAAUUUCUUGUUGGAGUAUGACCAAUACUUGAUGAUAAUUUGUCUUGAUGGUCCUUGACUUAAUUGUUUUCUACCAAACAGAUGUCUAUUAAAAUAUGACCGCCAUGGCAAACAAAGCUGAAUUAAAUGUACUAGCAAACUUUGAAAAUCUUUAAAUCUGAAAAAUUGAGAUUAAUUUCAAAAUGCUAUUCACAGAAAUGUUUAAAGUCUAAACUUCUAGCAAAUUCCUGAAAAAAAUAUUUUGAAUUGUUAUGAAAAAAAACUUGCUUCAAGGCAGUUUUGGUGAUCUGACGUCUACCAAAUUCCAAAUAAUUUUGAUUAGAAAAACGUGGCUUCCAGGCAGGGCUGAGAUAUCCUCAGGAGUAACUUGGCUAAUUUGAGGACAUUUAACAUUUUAAGAAAUUAAUUAAUUAAUUUUAAAAUAACUAAGAAAUGUUGCUAGGGUGACCCUCUAUAAGUCCUAUGAGUUAUUCUGAUUUGUUAGAAAAUAUGUCACUUUUCCUUGUAUUGUGGGUUAAAACCUUUGUGUACAUCUUUGAAAAUGCUUACAGACUUUUACUCUAGACUACAGAUAUAUUCCUUGGAUGAGCUGGUAUCAAAUACUUAUUUUUAAAUAAUACAUAUAUUAUUUAAUUAUUAAGCCCCCUUUGAAGAAGUGAUAUUGGGGUCACUAGGUCAAUGGCACAAUAAGUUUGAAAAUCAUUUCUGAUCAAUAACUCAACAAAUUGACCUAUUGGCUUGAUACUUGAGAUGUGCAUUGGCCUCGGAUAGAAGAUGACCCAUAUUGAAUUUGGGGUCACUAGGUCAAAGGUCACAAUGAGUGUGAAAAUAGUUUCUGAUCAAUAACUCUUUAACGAAUUGAAUGAUUGGCUUGAUACUAAAGAUGUGCAUUGGCCUUGGACAGUAGAUGACCCCUAUUGAAAUUGGGGCCAGAAUGGCGAGUUCAAAGCCCUGUUUGGUGGGCAUGUCUCCGAAGGCGGAACUCUUGUUUUGAUGUGUGAAACAAACAACCAUGGGGCAAUAUAACUGUUCUAAUAUAUAGAUAUAAAAAACCAACAUUUCAGGCUUCUGAAAUGAUUUCGAAAGUACAUGUACUUAUAUUCCUUACAAGAUAAUGCUAGGGGUAUAUUUUAUUUUGUUCAAACUGUAGUGCUCUAAAUGUAGACAUAUGAUGGCACUGUUAUUGUAGUGUUAUUUAUUGUAAAUAUCCUGUUGUAAAUGUGUAAUCAGUAAAACAACUGAAAUAAAGGAUUUUAACAACCUG
Dreissena polymorpha is the source of this 3312-nucleotide messenger RNA. Its product is annotated as DNA polymerase alpha subunit B-like. Gene Ontology annotation, molecular function: DNA binding. Gene Ontology annotation, cellular component: alpha DNA polymerase:primase complex. Bases 110 to 1894 code for a protein of 594 amino acids. Gene Ontology annotation, biological process: DNA replication initiation; DNA replication. Lineage: Eukaryota; Metazoa; Mollusca; Bivalvia; Myida; Dreissenidae. The transcript has 15 exons. The record is from RefSeq and is a predicted model, not a curated record.